AUCUCGAACCGCCCGCGAAGCACGCAGGAGCAGGAGACGAAGGCGGGAGAAGCAGACGAUCUGACAGCUAGCGGGCUUCUCGUCUUGCUCUUCUCCUUCUGGCUGCCCAUUGUUCUAUAGCGCUGCGUGGAUCAUGGAAUCGAAUGCCGAAUAUGUGGCACCCCUGAACCUCAGCACCGCCGCUACUACAACCGCUAUUACUACUACUACUACUACUACUACUACUACUACUACUACUACUACUACUACCGAUACUACGACGACCAGCCCUAUUUCUACUACCCCGGACGAUGCAGGAUCACUGGCCGUGGCGACCAACAACAGACUCAUAACUGCGUUGAAUGCUCAGCUACGGAUGACGCCGCCGCUGACGCCGCAUAGCUCCCGUGAAGAGAUGGUCGACCGAAGCGGCCAGGGACGGUCACUGUUCCAUAACUACCUGAGAGCCUUCUACCCGUUCCAUCCAGACGGACCGAUCUCCUCGUCGACCGUGACUCUACCGCUGGACCAGGGAGACGUCAUCCUCGUCCACUCAGUGCAUACCAACGGCUGGGCUGAUGGUACUUUGCUAGAGACUGGCGCCAGGGGAUGGCUGCCAACCAACUACUGCGAGGCCUACGACCCUCAGCAGAUGCAUCCGCUGCUCAAGGCCCUGAUGGACUUCUGGGACGUCAUCAGGGGAGGCAGCGGGUCUACUCUCCAUCAGUUCUCAAACCAGGACUACAUGCGAGGCAUGAUUGCUGGUGUCCGGUUUCUCUUGGAGAAAUCAGAAUGCCUGACAAGAGACUGCCGGCUCGUGAAGAGAGUCGACGGACUACGGCGGAACCGCAAAGCUCUUCUCUCGGAUCUAUCAUCACUCGUCAAGCUAGCGAAGCAAUUGCAGGACAUCGCAAACGGACGGCACUUUGAGACAUGUCUGGACAAUAUAUUCGAUCUGAUGCUGCUCAAGGCGUUCCGCAUAGUCACCAGAGGAGUUCGGUUUUUGGACGUUUGGAGUGAAGAAAUUGGGCUUGUAAGGGCACUGGAUCAUCUAGACAACACAAACUCGCCGAAUACAAUGGACACCAUGUUCAAGGGGCCUCUCACUCCACCAGUCGAUGGUUCCUUCAGCUUCUCGUCUCAACGCGCAACUAGCUCCAUCGGCACACCAACCUCCUCCAGCAGCUGGAGAGGCAGCCUCAGUGACCGCAGCUUGCUCAACUCCACGACGAUAGUCAGCCAGAAAUCUGGCCGUGAAACACCACAACGACGGUUAACUGCUGCCCAUGACGGAUUCCUCGGUGUCCUUGGAUCAUUUAUUGGCCUGCAUCUCCAGUCACCCUCGUCAACAGAAUUGAUAAUCACAACACAAGAGGCUGUUCAGUCCUGUAAAACCCUGCUAUCGGUCGUCGAAGAGGUGUGGGAGCGCGAUCUGCACCGAUCUUUCUUGCUGGAAAGAUCAAAGAAUACCAUGUACGACCGCAUCGCCGAGCUCGUCAACGCUACCCAGAACACAUUCCGCACCCCUAUUAAUCCUGACGAUGAGACGAUUUUUGUUCCGGGAGAUGGAAAACGCCUGGUAGAUGCCGCUACCGACUGUGUGCGUGGCGCCGGAGAUUGUGUCUCUAGAGCCAGAACAGUCUUGGAGCAGAUUGGAGACUUCGAGCUGGAUAACAUCGGCCUGGGGAUUACUAUGCCCAGCACGGAGGAUAUCAUAACACCAACCAACCACAAAGUAUUACCGGAAAAGACCGACGAAGUCGCCUCAGCCACAGUUACAAAGGUAGACGAUGAACUGUCUAUGCGGCCUCUGCCACUCCAGAUUCCCGACUGCUCCGUUUCAUCCAUAUCCCUGACACCAUCAUCCUUCACUGACGCUUCGACUCUCCGUACCCCAACCUCCCCCUUUGAUGAAUCUUUCAGCUCCGCCUUCGCCGCAUUCACUGAUUUCAGUGAUCCAUUCAAUCCAAAUUCCGAGCACGGCCUCUCUAAAUCAUUCCAUACAUACUCGCCUACCAAAUCUACCAACGAUGUGCCUUGGCAGCAGGACCCAGCCAUCUACAUACCGCUUCCCCAGGACAACGACAUGGACCUUACACUCGAGCCAACUGAAACUGAAAGUACACUGGUUCCCGAAACGCCUACGCGUCCAGCAUCGCGUGCCAGCGUCACCCAUAAGUCUCCCAAGUCCCCUAAAUCCCCCAUGAAGGAAGACUCUCAAACAGAAGUAGGGUCAACUUCAUCCGAUGGAGAUGAGGACAGCCUGUUAGAGAAGACUUACGCCCACGAGCUCAUGUUCAAGGAUGGCCAGGUGACUGGUGGCAGCCUCCGCGCUCUGGUUGAGAAGUUAACAUGUCAUGAAUCGACGCCCGACGCACUCUUCGUUUCAACAUUCUAUCUCACAUUCCGACAUUUCACCACCCCGGUUGAGUUUGCUGAAGUCUUGAUCGACCGCUACGACUACAUCGGUGAGACCCCCAGAGCUGGAGGACCCGUCCGCCUCCGCGUAUACAACGUCUUCAAGGGGUGGCUAGAGGCCCAUUGGAGACACGAUGUUGAUGAUAUCGCUCUGCCAACGAUCCUUAAUUUCGCCAGGACUAAACUCCUAAUCACGUUACCUACCGCUGGUAAGCGCUUGAUUGAUUUGGUCGAAAAGGUUUCCUCCCUACAGGGGCCUGUGGUCCCACGUCUGAUCUCCACCGUUGGAAAGACAAAUACCUCCAUAGCUCAAUAUGUCAGCCCAGACCAGCCCCUCCCUCAGCCCAAUAUGACUAAGAGCCAGCUCAACCUCUUGAAGCAGUGGAAGAAUGGUGGCGCCAACGUCAGUAUCCUCGACUUCGACCCCCUUGAAAUUGCCCGCCAAAUCACGAUCAAGGAAUCUCAGAUUUUCUGCUCUAUUCUCCCGGAAGAGCUUCUCUCCACCGAAUGGAUGAAGAAGACCGGCUCCUUGGCCGUCAAUGUUCGGGCAAUGUCUACUCUAUCUACAGACAUUGCCAAUCUGGUCGCCGACUCUAUCUUGCAAUUGGAAGAGCCCAAGAAGCGAGCAGUGAUUGUCAAGCGAUGGGUCAAGAUUGCCGCCAAGUGCCUUGAGCUGAACAACUAUGACACCCUUAUGGCCAUCAUCUGCUCUCUUAAUUCAUCCACCAUUUCUCGCCUCAAGCGUACAUGGGAGAUUGUUCCCGCCAAAACGAGGAACCUUUUGGAAAACCUCCGGGAGAUUGUCGACGUGUCCCGCAACUACGCAGUCCUCCGACAACGACUACAAAACCACGUACCACCAUGCCUACCAUUUGUCGGAACCUACCUCACGGACCUGACCUUCGUCGAUCAUGGCAACCAAGAUACCCGUACUCUUGCUGGCGAUGAGAGCUCCAUAGAAGUCAUCAAUUUCGACAAGCAUAUGAAGACCGCCAAAAUCAUCAGUGAGCUCCAGCGAUUCCAGAUCCCUUAUCGACUUCGCGAGGUCCCAGAACUCCAGACAUGGAUACAGGACCAGCUUGUCCGUGUUCGAUCUGCCGGCGACAAAAGCUUCCAGCAAUACUACCGUCGAUCUCUCGUUUUGGAGCCCAGGGAGCGUGCAGUUACGCCCCGUGGAUCUCCAACCGAACCCAGUCCCUCCCUGUUCGCUAAGGAGAAUACGAAGGAAAAGUUCGACUUCUUAGCCUGGACUCAUGGCUCCAAACUCAAAGUUCCAGCUGCGUGAUGAUGAUACCUUUUGUGUUUAACUCCCAUCUUCAACAUCUUAUGCCGUACCCCCUGGAUCUACUCCCGACCUUCCCCCUUCAACUUAUGCUUUAUGAUUUUAUGACCUUCAUGAUAGUACCUUUCCUCUGGCUCGACUCUCCCUCUCCCUCCAUUUCUCUGCCGCCGCCGUACAAAGAUCUCUUCCCAUUCUUCUUCAUACGGACAUACUGUUUCUUCACUUACAGGAGGCUUUCCUUUAUCCGCCUUUUUAUUGUUGCUUUUUAACCUGAUAUCCCAUACUUAGUUGUCAAUACGUUUAUGUUUUUUCCUGCAAAUUCAACUGUUUAUUUAAGCAAUUUGCUCCACCUGUUUGUUAUAUACUUAUGUUAUAUAGACCUGAAGGUGGUGGAAAUACCCCGUUGGGCGGCUGCUUGUUUUUUUUCCUUAUGGCUUGUUCGUUUUCCACACCCAUGGCAUCUAGGUUGUUUUUUGUUUUAUGUCUUGAUGCGUCCUGUCAUUGGUGCGUUUAUCUACAUGAGGAAGCACGCGAGUGUGGUUUUCAAAAUGGUGAGGUGGAACGGACCAGGGCAUGUAUACCCAUUUCCUUACUUUUCAGCUUCUUUGUGGGUCAGGGGGGAAGGCAGGAGACUAUUUACAAAAAGGCAGAUUUAAUGUUUAGUACUUAUUCGAUUCUCAUCAAGGGCCCUGUGCAUCCGUGUAAAUCUUUCGCUUCCUUUUCCUUUGUC
Trichophyton rubrum CBS 118892 is the source of this 4409-nucleotide messenger RNA. RefSeq lists its product as uncharacterized. Gene Ontology annotation, biological process: positive regulation of GTPase activity; Ras protein signal transduction. Gene Ontology annotation, molecular function: guanyl-nucleotide exchange factor activity; protein binding. The record is from RefSeq and is a predicted model, not a curated record. Bases 134 to 3682 code for a protein of 1182 amino acids. Lineage: Eukaryota; Fungi; Ascomycota; Eurotiomycetes; Onygenales; Arthrodermataceae. Gene Ontology annotation, cellular component: plasma membrane. The transcript is spliced from 3 exons.